Ailuropoda melanoleuca (giant panda) is the source of this 1173-nucleotide messenger RNA. Its product is annotated as P2Y purinoceptor 8-like. NCBI's taxonomy places the organism in Eukaryota, Metazoa, Chordata, Mammalia, Carnivora, Ursidae. Gene Ontology annotation, molecular function: G protein-coupled receptor activity. The annotation marks the transcript as partial. Gene Ontology annotation, biological process: positive regulation of Rho protein signal transduction; phospholipase C-activating G protein-coupled receptor signaling pathway. The record is from RefSeq and is a predicted model, not a curated record. The transcript has a single exon. Gene Ontology annotation, cellular component: plasma membrane.
AAAUCUUAAAAAAAAAAAAAGAAGAAGAAGAAAAAGAAGAAGAAAGCAGGCCAGGCACAGGGUGACAGGGACAGACCUACUGGGACUUCAGUGCAGGUGGCUCAGCGCCCCCGUGUGGCCAGCUAGAGCAGCCAGCGAUAGUCAGGACGGGCCCCAGGGCGACCCCCUCCACCUUCCAGGUGUCCUAGAAAAACGUUUGCAGGUGGAAACCGGGUUAGUGUCUUGGUAACUGUGUAACCUCCCAACUGUGUGUCUCGUCUCCCUUGACGUCCUCCUGGCCCCAACGAUGACGCCGCUGCACCAUAGCUUGCAGCACGCUCCCUGCGUUUCAAGCAGCAGGAAGGGAGGGACUCUCCACGCAAGGGCCAGGUGUCCUGGCGCACGGGGUGGGGGGGGGCGUCUGGGUAUGACGCAGCUUUGCAGGAUUUAGCGCGCAUCAGCUCAGCUCCGUGACGCAGGGGGGCAACAGCAGCUGGGCACAGGGGUGCGGGACAGCAAGGGGGAAGAGAGCAAGAGAGGCUUUCAGGGAGGAGCCCCGUUCCGCUCCCCUCCUCACCGCGAUGCCCCUUGUCUUCCAGACCCGCGCGCGCAGGAGCGCCAGCAGCGCCACGAUGGAUAUGAACAUGACGCGCCCGGACAACGCCACCAUCCUGAUGCUGCGGGACCCGACCAUCGCCGUGGUCCUGCCGGUCGUGUACUCGCUGGUGGCGCUGGUCAGCAUCCCCGGCAACCUCUUCUCCCUGUGGGUGCUGUGCCGUCACAUCGGGCCGCAGUCCCCGUCGGUCAUCUUCAUGAUCAACCUCAGCGUCACGGACCUGAUGCUGGCCAGCGUGCUCCCGUUCCAGAUCUACUACCACUGCAACGGGAACCACUGGGUCUUCGGGGAGCUGCUGUGCAACGUGGUCACCGUGGCCUUCUACGCCAACAUGUACUCGUCCAUCCUCACCAUGACGUGCAUCAGCGUGGAGCGCUUCCUGGGCGUGGUGUACCCGCUGGCCUCCGCGCGCUGGCGCCGGCGCCGCUACGCCGUGGCCGCCUGCGCCGGCGUCUGGCUGCUGCUGCUGGCCGCGCUGUCCCCGCUGGCGCGCACCGACCUCACCUACACCGUGGAGGCGCUGNCCACCCCCAACAUCCUCCUGCCUGGGUUUCUCUGCCUCCUGCUGGGGGCUGCCG